Vicia villosa (hairy vetch) is the source of this 1137-nucleotide messenger RNA. RefSeq lists its product as uncharacterized. Lineage: Eukaryota; Viridiplantae; Streptophyta; Magnoliopsida; Fabales; Fabaceae. Gene Ontology annotation, molecular function: aspartic-type endopeptidase activity. Gene Ontology annotation, biological process: proteolysis. The coding region runs from base 1 to 1137 and encodes 378 amino acids. The transcript has a single exon. The record is from RefSeq and is a predicted model, not a curated record.
AUGGAAAACCUUGUUUCUUCUCAAUCACAACAAAAUAAAGAGUUUAUGAACCAAAAUGCACACACCUUUGAAUUAAUGAAAAAAUUAGCAACCAAAGUAGAUGCCUUGGCUACGCACAACAAAAUGCUAGAAACCCAAAUUUCUCAAGUAGCCCAACAACAAGCAACAACUGUUGCCCCAGCUGGAGUGUUUCCUGGUCAACCACAACCUAACCCGAAAGGUCAUGCUAAUGCCAUUACAUUACAAAGUGGGACUGAAUUAGACGGACCAGUAGAUCCAAGAAUCCUAACUAAAUCGAUGUCUCAACAAAAGGAAAAUGAAACCGAAAAGGCAUACGUAACUCCACCACCAUAUAAGCCACUUAUUCCAUUUCCUCAAAGAUUAGAUAAGUCUAAAACCAAAGGACAAUUUAAGAAAUUUGUAGAACUUUUGAAGCAAUUAAACAUAACAAUACCUUUCACAGAAGCCAUAACACAAAUGCCAUCAUAUGCCAAAUUUCUUAAAGAGAUACUGUCUAACAAAAAGAAACCUGAAGAUAAUGAAACAGUGAUGCUUACUGCGGAAUGUAGCGCUAUUAUCCAAAAUAAUAUGCCACCUAAGCUGAAAGACCCUGGUAGUUUCUCCAUACCCUGUGUGAUAGGAAAGUUCGUAAUUGACAAAGCACACUGCGAUUUAGGAGCUAGUGUUAGUUUGAUGUCCCUUUCAGUCUGUGAAAAACUUCAAUUAGGAGAAUUAGGACCAACUAGGAUGUGCCUACAAUUAGCUGAUCGCUCUAUGAAGUACCUUGUAGGUAUGCUAGAAAACAUUCCUGUAAGGAUAGGUCAAUUCUAUAUUCCCACAUAUUUCAUCAUAAUGGACAUUCAAGAAGACUCUAACAUUCAAAUCAUACCAGGAAGACCUUUCUUAGCCACUACUGGUGCUAUCAUCGAUGUGAAACGAGGGCAACUGAGUUUUGAAGUCGAAGAAGAGAAAAUUGAAUUCAUCCUUUCUCAAUUCCUUAAAGCCCCUGCAAUAGUAGACACAUGUUGUUUUAUUGACAUCAUCGAUGAAUGUGUGAAGGAAAUAAAGUCAGAACCACCAAAGGAUACUGAAAUCCUAAGAAUUCCAACACCGCCUAUUUUUGAAGACGAUCAUUGA